Molecule: messenger RNA, 855 nt
Organism: Cryptococcus amylolentus CBS 6039
Lineage: Eukaryota; Fungi; Basidiomycota; Tremellomycetes; Tremellales; Cryptococcaceae
Exons: 5
Coding region: 1-855 (284 amino acids)
Source: RefSeq, a predicted model, not a curated record
AUGAUUCCCUCCAACAUGAAGCUUCCCAUCGUCACCUCUUUCACCCUCCUCCUCACCCUCGUCUUCCUCACAAGCACAACGACCGUCAUCUCUGCGCCCAUAGAGAUCGUCAAGCCUACCUACAACAACAGGAUCAUCUUCAUCCGCCAUGCCGAGAAGGGAUUUACCCCUGAGGACGGGCUUGGCAGUGACGAAAGAUUGCCGCCGCCUCCUCCCAGAUAUGGAUGGUUAGGAUGGCUUUGGAAUCACCCUCCUUGGGGUCCUCCCGGAGGGCCGAGGGGUGGUAAGGGCAAGCGAAAAUUCCCUAGUGGACUGAGUGCUAUUGGCAAAGAGCGGGCUCAAUUCCUCAGAACGCUCUUCGGCAAUGAGUCUGAUUACGACUUUGGACUUAUCUUUGCCGCUCCUCUAGAUGGAGACAAGAAAGAGACGGAGAGGACAUACGCGACUGUUGCGCCUUUGGCGGGGGAUCUUGGUCUCGAGGUCUACAUUGACUGUGCCAAUGCUGAAGCCAGCUGUGUCAAGAAGAAGGUCGAGGAGUUUGCUGCUACUUCUGAUAAAGACAUUCUGAUUAGCUGGAAACACCGUGACUUGAACGUCAUUGCUACCGCUCUCGGUGCCCCCAACGCCAAGAACCACUACCCCGAUGACCGCUACGACAUCAUCUGGAUUAUGCACGGCGGCGCUAUCGUCGAGAAGCGCUCUCAACACUGUCCCGUCAUCGACGAUGGACGAGUCGACGAAGGGGAUCCUGACCUUGUCGUUGAGAAGCCGCGCAGGUCGAUCCUGUCGUGGGUGUGGGCGGCUUGGACGGCGCAGAGGCAGUUGGUCAUCCAGGAUAGUGCUUUCUCUGGUUGA